CAGAAAACAUAUAUCCACUAUAGAAAAGAACUGCAGAGCAGUAAAUUCUGUGAAUCGUCUGUGGAUGCUGAAACUCAAAUUAUCUGAAUCUGACUUUGACUUUUGCCCAUUGAGAAAAUAACUGAAGGUGGGAAAGAAACUAUUAUUUGAGGAUUCAUUUUGUUUUUACUUUCUCUGAACACAUCUGCUAAUCAAAUCACCGUGAGGAACUCAAUAAUUACAUUACAUUUUCUAUUGUGAGAAAAAGAAUAGGGAUAUUCCAUCGGCAUUAGAAGAUGGCAUUAUCAGAGGCAGAAUUUGACUUGAAGGGAAGCAGCAUCAUAAAGGAAUGGAGUAGGCAGGUCCAACCAGCUCUCAUGGCUUCUUUAAUCUUCCUCUUCUGUCUGGAAGCAUGCCUGUGGAUCCGGAACUUUGCUCUCAAAAAGAGGCUGCCGGGGCCCUUUGCCUGGCCAGUGGUGGGAAAUGCCAUGCAGCUGGGCCAAAUGCCACAUAUCACCUUCUCUAAGCUGGCAAAGAAAUAUGGCAAUGUCUACCAGAUCCGACUUGGCUGCAACGACAUAGUAGUACUGAAUGGAGAUGUAGCCAUACGCCAGGCUCUCAUACAACACAGCACAGAGUUUGCAGGAAGACCAAAAUUCAUCUCUUUUCAACUGGUCUCUGGAGGGAAAAGCAUGACAUUCAGCAAUUACAGCGAACAGUGGAAAAUGCACAGGAAAAUAGCUCAGUCCACCUUGCGGGCUUUCUCUUCAGCUAACAGCCAAACCAGGAAAGUAUUUGAGCAGCAUGUGGUGGCAGAGGCUAUGGAUAUGGUGCAGAGCUUUCUCAGGUUGAGCACAGAUGGGCACUAUUUCAAUCCCUCACAUGAAUUCACAGUAGCUGCUGCCAAUGUCAUUUGUGCCCUCUGCUUUGGGAAACGUUAUGGACAUGAAGACCCAGAGUUUAGGACCCUUCUGGGCAGAGUGAACAGGUUUGGAGAGACAGUGGGUGCUGGGAGCCUGGUGGAUGUCAUGCCCUGGCUUCAAUUCUUCCCUAACCCUGUGCGCAGUGUCUACCAGAACUUCAAGAACCUCAAUAAUGAGUUCUUUGCUUAUGUGAAAGACAAGGUGGUGCAGCACAGGGACACAUACAACCCUGAUAUAACUCGAGAUAUGAGUGAUGCCAUCAUCAGUGUGAUUGAGCAUGGGAAAAACAUCACACUGACCAAAGACUUUGUGGAGGGAACAGUGACUGACCUCAUUGGUGCAGGGCAGGAUACUGUUUCCACAAUCAUGCAGUGGAUACUUUUGCUCUUAGUCAAGUACCCAGCCAUACAGGCCGAGCUCCAGGAGCAGAUUGAUAAAGUGGUGGGUUGUGACAGACUGCCCUCAGUGGAGGACAAGGCCAAUCUGGCUCAUCUGGAUGCCUUCAUCUAUGAAACCAUGCGCUACACUAGCUUUGUGCCUGUUACCAUCCCCCACUCCACCACCCAAGAGGUGACCAUUGAUGGCUUCCUCAUCCCUAAAGACACAGUGGUGUUCAUCAACCAGUGGUCUGUCAACCACGACCCAGAGAAAUGGCAGGACCCACACAUCUUCAACCCUUCAAGAUUCUUUGAUGAAAAUGGGGCCCUUAACAAGGACCUGAUCAACAGUGUGAUGAUCUUCUCCACAGGUAAGCGGAGAUGCAUUGGCGAACAUAUUGCCAAAACAGAGGUCUUCCUACUCGCAGCCAUUUUGUUGCACCAAUGCACAGUUGAGAGUAACCCAUCUGAAGCCCUCACAAUGGACUGCUCAUAUGGGUUGGCUCUGAAGCCUCUCAACUACACAAUUACAGCAAAGCUCAGAGGAAAGCUCCUUGGCCUUGUGUCACCAGCAUGAAACAAUGAAGAUCCUAAAUCGCCAUUUCUUUGUUUUUGUGACUCAAGGCCAGAAAAAACUGAACCAUUUGCAAAUAUAUAACAUGUAAUAGUGAGUAUUUAAUAAACAUGCACUGAAUGCUGUUGUGUAGAAAUUACAUAUUUAAAUAAUAUUUAAUGAUUAUUCACAGAUUUUUGUUUGCAACGUGUAACUUUUUUAAAUGGGGAAAAAAACUUUUGUUACAUUUAUAUGAAGUGAUGUAUUUUGUCAGGUAGUUGAAGGAAACUGAAACAGUCUCCAUCUCUCCAAAAUAUUAUAAAAUUUCGCACUGUGUAUUCAUUUUUAUAACUAAACAAUAUUAGCAGGGUUUCCAAAUUAAAAAUGGUCAAACAGUGACUAACUGUCAACAUGAACAUUGAUCAGUCAUCAAAGUAUUGUGUACUUGAGAAUAUUUGAGGAGAGCUGCUUUGACUACCUGUUUUAGCUCCCUCAUUUUGAAGGGGAUGCAGUAUAUUAAUGCAUUUUCUUUCACUUGCAUUAAAACUUGUGGUUUAGAAGUACACAAACAGAGAUAUUUCAGGCAUUUCAAAGUGUUUAAUAUCUAUUUUAUAGCUAACACCCCCUACUGUACCCAAGUGAAAUUAAUUCAUCCCCUGCAUUGAUUAUUGACUAUGAUCAUUUGUAUUAUUGAGAAGCUAAUGACCAUGAGAUAGUAGUCAUCAUGCAGUAAAUGAGAUAUUACAUCACUGGAAUAAAUGAAAGUGAGGUAACUUUGUUUUGUAGCUCAAUACUGAGAACUGUACUGUCCAGAUACAGGCUGAGUGGAGCUACUGAAAGCCUCAAUUGCUCCCAAGCCCUGAAUUUAUAUUUUACCUGUCAUUCCAACUCAAACAGCUACCCAAGACACGUUUUAAAGUGUGUAAUACAUAUUAUAUUAAAAAUGUUCACACCUAAUGUUUCUGAAGUGCUUGGCAAGCCAUGCCACACUAUUCUGAAGCCAUGGAACAAAACUAUUUUUUUGAAUGUUUGAGUAAACAGCUAUACAAUAUCUGUAUUGCUUUGGCUCUAUUCUUUGAAAAUAAGCUAAUUGUGAAGUGAAUGAAAUAAAAGUAAUAUUUGAAAUAUGAAUAUGUAGCUCCUCUCCUCUG
This is a messenger RNA of Electrophorus electricus (electric eel), 2983 nucleotides long. The record is from RefSeq and is a predicted model, not a curated record. Lineage: Eukaryota; Metazoa; Chordata; Actinopteri; Gymnotiformes; Gymnotidae.